AUGGAGACACGCGAUUCGAAUGGCGUAGCCUACGCGAAAAAAGCUGCAAAGAAGUACAGACACGGGUUGGAAGGCGACUCAGAGGGGAGAAGGGUGGAGGGAAGGACUAGGGGGUCGGAAGGGCACGCUGCCGGAUCGUGUGCGCCGUGUGGGGAUCUUCGCGUUGCUGCGCAAGCAGCGACUCAGGCGCCUCUUAGGGCAAGCAGCAUGGCAGCGGGAGACCUUUUGCUCUCCCUUUCCUCGCUUUUUGCGCGGUGUUAUGCCUCUGUUUGGAUAAUUCAAGUCAUUCCCUUUGACUUGGGGGAGCGAUUCGGAACGUUUCUGCGGCAGCGGGCAGCGUUGAUGUCUGUGAUUCGGCCCGCUGGCGAAGCAGCAGUGGAAAAGCUCAGCAAGUUCCCGCAGUUCGCAGCCGUUGGUCGGUUUAUUUUGCAGCAGCACCAGGCGCUUAAUGACUACGUGGAUGAGCUGCUGCUGAUGCUGCUGGGCAUGGGAGAGGCCGCUGCUGCGAAGGGAAAAACCGACGAGCAGCGUCCCCAGUCACCCGCGAAGCCUUCGCAGGAGGAGGCGGAGCAGCAGCGGCAGCAGCGCAAAUCGAAGAACGUGCAAGCCCUCCAGGCAGCUGCCAGCAUUCCUCAGAAGCAGAAGCCAGGCAGGCCGUUGCAGAUCGUCAUGCCCAACGAGCUGCACACAGGCUUCCUGAUCAACGAGGAAGCCCUCGCAGAGCUGGAAGCGAUCAGUGGACCGCUCGCAGUGGUAGCAGCCAUGGGACCGAUUCACUCCGGCAAAAGCUUCUUCUUGAACAGCCUCUUAGGUCGAGAAGGGUUGGGGUCUUCCGGAUUCCCAGUAGGCUUUACUGUUGCUCCUGGUUCGCGAGGAUUGUCGCUGUAUUCGAAGCCUUUGCUCGUUGACAGAGCAACGGGUGCCUUGCUCUCUGAAGCCACUGCCUCGGGGAAGGCUGCAGAGGCGGACGCAGUGCGAGUGCUGAUGUUAGACAGCGAAGGCUUUGGAGGGCCGAAUGUCACGCGAAGCUACGACCAGCUGCUCUACGCAAUCGGCUCGCUUCUCGCCUCUCACGUCAUCUUCGUCUCCAUGAAGAUGAUUGACGCACAGGGUUUGCAGCUCCUCGAAGAUCUGGCUAGAGACGCAAAUCUUUUUUCCUUGCGAGCACAUGCACGCUCUGUUCUCGAGGCUCCAGGGCAGCAGCAGAAGGGGCAAGAAGAGCAGCAACAGCAACAGCAACUGCAGCAACAGCAACCGCAGCAACAGCAACUGCAGCAACAGCAGCAGCAGGCAGCAGACACAUCUUCCGCGCUCCUGUCUCUUCUAAGCCCUUGCUGUCUCUCCUGGGUAGUUCAAGACUUCGUGCAGGAUCUGGAAGGUUUGACCGCGCAACAGUGGUUUGAAGGGUUGCUGCAAACCAACCGAUGGCAUACGCCUCCUAAGGCGAUCGAGGCUGGCGAGGCACAGUCUCAUAACAAGCACUCGCUCCGGACGUUGUAUCCUUCGGUGGAGUGCUUUGCUUUGAAGGCACCUACGUCUUCAGGGCACCUGCUGCAGCGUCUGGAUCGGCUGAUGCCAGAAGACGAAGAUCCAGAUUACAGAACUGCCUUUGACGCUGUCAGGCGUAGGAUACUGGCAGUUGCUGCCGCAAAUCCGAAGCUGAAACUCGCAGCAGGAGAGGCUUUGCUCGCCUUCCAGCCUGACCAACAGCAGCAACACCAGCAGCUGCAAGACACGCAGCAGCCGCAGCAGUAUUUGUCAGGAAGGGAUCUUGCAGAGCUUGUGCGUUUCCUCGUGGCUGCGGCGAAUGCCAACAUGUUUGAAGACGUUCAAGUCUUCAUGAAUCACUUCUCCACUGUCCGCAGUGCAAUGGCGAAGAACGAUUUGCUGCUGCUAUUCUCGCGAGAUUUGCAUCACCUUACCGACCGCGUGCUCCCUUUGCUGCCUGAAGAAGUCGCCGCAGCAGCUGCUGUGCUGCGCAGCAAGACGCUGGCUUUGUGGCAGCAACAGACUGCAGCGGAAGCGUUCGCGAACCGCCUCGAGACCAACAAACAGGAGGAGCAGCUAAUUAAAAAGAUGGAUGAAACUGUGGAGAAAGCCUUGCAGACGGCAAGCAAGUUGGUUGCAGCCUUCUGUCAGUCGGUGUGUGAAGCUCAGCUGUCUGUACAGCGCGAAGCCGCGGAGCUGCAGAUGCGGAGACUGCCGAUGCCUCCAAAGGAAUUAGCCGACUUCUCAAGCUACCAGCAGCAGCAGAGCAAAUCUGCAUUGCUGCAGCGUCUCCGUCCUGGCGGACGAGAUUACUCCGCAUUGCCCUCUUGCACUGAGCAGCUCAAUCAACACUUUGAAUCGGUGCAAGCGCUUUACUUGGAGCUGCACUCAGCAAACAUUAGGAGCAUCACGGAUCAAAUGCAGCGUGCAGCCGAUAGGGCAGCGGAGUUUGUGCGGCAGCAGCUGCAACAGCAGCCGUUGGACUUUAUUCGGCCUCUUCAGGAGUUCAAGGGAUUGCUGCUUGACUGGCAACAAGCAGCGUGGACCUUAUUUGAGUCGGAUGUUGCCUCUCUGCGAGACGUUGCUGACUUGCACUCCGAUGUAUCAGCGGAUCUGGCGAGGAGACUUGGACAGGUGGAGGCGCAAGGCCUUAAGACUUGGAGCGCGAAGUGCAUGGAAGCCUCAAAAGAAGUCCUCUCUCGGUGGGAGCUGCUAUUUCAUCCAGAAGUGAUGUCGGAGUUUAGCGCCCCGCUCCCCAUCGAGGAGGAUGCUCUAGAAAUGCACAUCCAGCAAGUCAAGGCCAGAGCGAGGCAAGAACUUGCGCGGCUGUACUGCGCUUCUUCGGAGCCGUGGAAGGAAGUGUCGGCCGAGCUGGAGCACCGUCUGCACGAGAUGGGGUCUUCUUUGGAAGAGGCGAACUUGGAGGCGAUAAAAACGAACUGUAGCAAACCUUUGGAUCGGCUGAAGGAGGAACUAGCGGACGAGGCUGGCAAGUAUUACUUCUGGCAUUCAUUUGCUCUCCUGGCGCGUCAGCGAGCAGAAGAUCUCCUUCUUUCUGAAUCGGCAGCCAUCAAGACAAACGUUCGCCUUUCGCCUUCGCUGGUCUCUCGGGUGUCUGUCCACUGGAUUCAGACAGAGCUCAGGGCUGCAUACGAGCCGCAACUUCACCGAAAUUUCAUGAACCUUCUGUCUACGGUGAUAGGCGUGCUCAUGGUUCUCUUGGGUAUCUGUUUGGCGCUGUCCUUCUCCUCCCUGUUCUUCGGGGUGUCUGUCUGCGAUGCCCACUUGGAAGCGAAAAGUGUCUCCCCCGUUUUGGAAGCUGCGCCUCCAAAGCCACCUCAUAACAAGCUUAGCGCUCCAAGUCGAAGAUUUGAGCAUGAGAAAUAA
This is a messenger RNA of Cyclospora cayetanensis, 3375 nucleotides long. RefSeq lists its product as uncharacterized. Bases 1 to 3375 code for a protein of 1124 amino acids. Gene Ontology annotation, molecular function: GTPase activity; GTP binding. NCBI's taxonomy places the organism in Eukaryota, Apicomplexa, Conoidasida, Eucoccidiorida, Eimeriidae. The transcript is spliced from 18 exons. The record is from RefSeq and is a predicted model, not a curated record.